AUGAGUGAGAUUCAGGGCCCUGGCGGGUGCGGGGACGGCCAGGCUGGGGGCGCUGGCGUACGAGACCCCGAGGUGGGGAUAGGAUCCCAUCAUGGCGACGCGGAGGCUCUUAAGAAAGCGGCGCGGGAGGCCAUGCGCUGCCUGGAGCGCCUGGCCGCGGCCUGCCCCGCCGCCGCCACCUGGCCCUGUUUGAUGAGGCACCGCACCGAGUUGCUCGCCGUGCUUGGUGCGCGCGACGCCCUGUUGGUGGCGGCCGCGGCGUCGCUGGUCGCGCAGUCCGCGGGAGAGCAAGGCGGCUGGGUUGGUGCGGCAGACCGAACACCAUGUGAUCUGGAAGCAGCCCGGCAGCUGCUGGAGGAGGCGCGGCGCGGUGCGUGCGGCGCGAAUCGCUGGGACUGCGCGGUGCCCAUGCUCGCCGCCGCCGCUGCAAUGGGACAUGGCGAGGAUGGCACCGCACUGCAGCGUCUGGCCGCCGCGGUCGCGGCCGACAUUGAAGGAGGGGUCUGCCGCGGCAACGCACGGUACCCUAGCUCCGCAGCGAGCAUGGCGCGGCUGGCGGCCUGGGGCCUGGCCUGGCUGGACCCCGGCAGCCCGCCGCUUCAAGCCGCGGCGCAGAGGCUGCUGGCGGCGCCUGGAUCAAUCGGUCCCGAGCCUUCCGCCGCGCUUUCCUCGUCGUCGCUGGUCCUGGCCGUCGGCCUGUUCCUGCGCCACUGCCCGCCGGACCGACUGGAGGGCGCGCGCCCUCUGGCAGAGUAUACCCUGAAUGUCUUGGCAUCGGGCGACGCCGCCGCAAGAGCAGCGGCGCUGCGCGUCCUGCUCGCCACGGCUUCCGCGCAGCUGCCGCUGGCGCUGGCUGCGCGCGCGCCGCACCCGGUGCCGACGCCGGAGCGGGAGGCUUGCGCCGCGCGGUGCCAGCUGGACCUCAUCCAGCCCGCGCUGCUGGCGCUGCUGGGGUGCCGGGCGGGACGGGAGGCGGCGCUGCUGCCGGGCGUGGCGGCCGCGGUGGGCCUGGCCCCUGCGGCCCUGGCGCAGGCCACCCUGCCCCACGCCCUGCCCCCGCUGAUGGAGAGUGGGGAGCGCCAGGACCUGGACGCCCUCAUCGCAGCGACUGGCUCCAGCCCCAAGGAGGUCAUGCUGGAGCAGGGGCAUCACGUGCUCGCCUCCCAGCUCCUGCGCGGCUCCGGCGCCUUUGACCCGCUCAUCGCACUGAGUGAGGAGCUGACGGGCAUGACCUUCCUGGAGUUCCUGCGCGCCGCCAUGCCACGCACUCUGGGCGAGCGCGUCUCGCGUGUGGUGCUGGAGCUGGGCCGGCUGGCGGCGCACCGCCGCAGCGAGGUCCCCGCCAGCGCCACCGACUUCCUGGCGGAGGGCGACCACGUGACACGCACGCUGAAGGAGCUGGGCGACCGCCUGGACGCGGCGCUGCCGGGACCGAGUGCCCUGGAAGGCGUGCAUGCCCGGGCCGGCCAGACGAGAGGCGGCGGUGGCCGUGGCGGCGGCAGCAACAGUGGCGGGGGUAGUGCCAAUUUUCCCGUCGAUACCAAUGUUUGCACGUCACCGUGCCCGCCACGCGCCGGGCCCGACGCUCCCCCGGCGUCGUCGCGGGGCGAGGACGCGGUGACGGCGCUGCGCUGCGUGGCGCUGCUGGCGGAGUUGACGGGGCGCCACGUCACGCGCUGGCUGCCGCAGCUGGCAGCGCUGCUGGCGCGCGGGUGCGGCGCCGGCGCGCCGCGCGCCGCGCAGUGCGCCGCGCUGGCCGGCUGGACCGGCCUGCUGCGCGCGCUGGAGGGCGUCACCCCCCGCGCGCUGCGCGCGCUGUCACGCCAGGCCGGCACCUGGGUGCUGCCCUGCCUGGCCGCCGGCGGCGCGCCCGCGCGCCGCGCCGCGGGCGUGCUGGCCCUGCUGGCCGACGCGGCGGGGACGACGCGGGUGCUGCCGCCGCUGCCGGACGUGCGAGAGUGCGCGGUGCUGCGCGCGCGCGCCGCGGCUGAGCGCGGCGGCGACGGUCCGGACGUCGCGCUGGCGGCGCUGCUGGAAAGCGUGGAGGACGAGUCGGCCGCCGUGGCGGGGGCCCUGCUGCGGCACUGCGAGCAGCAGGCCUUUGGCGCGCUGGACCCGCCCGCGCGCGCCGCGCUUUCCUCCUGCCUGGGCCUGGUGGGCGCCGUGGACCCCGCCCGCCUGGGCCUGCCGCGCCGGGAGCCGCCCUCCAUGGCUCGCUCCGACGGGGAGCUGGUGCUGCAGGUGGUGCAGGCGCACCUGCUGCGCUUGCUGCGCAGCGCCACCAGCCUGCAGGCCCUGGACGCCUGCAGCUUCGGCCUGCAGGAGAUCCUGCGUGGGUGCGGGCACCUCGUGGCGGGACCGGAUGGGUCCGCCUCGCAGGAGCGCGGCGGCGACUGGGCCGAGGCCGGCGGCGAGGAGCGCGCUGCGCCGCGGGCGAAGCGGGCGCGUCGUGGCGGGUCCAGGACCCCGCCACCGUCUGCCAACCCUGUCCUCGCAGCCCUACCCGAGGACGCCCAGACGAUCGUACUGCCGUACCUUGACUCCAAGUACAGCGUGCGCAGCGCGAUCCGGCGCCCCCCCGGCCCCGUCUUCGCCGGCGGGGAGGCCAGCGGCGCGCGCCUGACGCACCGCCGCUGGCUGGCGCUGUGGAUGACGACGCUGGCGGAGCACCAUGCGCGCGGCCCGCUGCAGCCGCUCUUCGCGGCCGUGCUGCCGCCGCUGCGCCACGACCUCACCCUCUCCCUCUUCCUCCUGCCCUACCUCGUGCACUCUGCCGUAACCGACGGCGGCGAGGCCAGCCAGGCCGCCGUCCAGCAGGAGCUGGCGGCGGUCAUCGCGGGGGGGCCGGGGUCGGCGGAGGGCGUGAUGUGCCUGCAGACCGUGUUUGGCCUGCUGGACACGCUGCAGCGCUGGGUGGAGGACGCGCGCGUGUCUCGUGCGCGUGGCGACCCCGCCGGCGGGGGCCAGGCCGGCACCGACGGCGAGCGCUGGGCGGCGCUGGCGCGGGCGGCGUUCAGCUCGGGCGCGCACGCUCGCGCGCUGCAGUACAUGGAGCUGCACCUUCGGUCCAGGGUGGGCGGCGGCCUGAACCCCUGCGCGCGCACCAGCCACACCUACGGCGAGGCGCAGGUGGCCUUCCUCAAGGAGGUGUAUGGGCGAUUGGAAGAGCCGGACGGCAUGGAGGGCCUGCUCAAGCUGUGCGGGGCCGGGGCGGCGACCUCCUCUGGGCCGCUGGCGGCCGCGCUGCAGACGGGAAACUGGCCCGACGCCGCGGUACUCGAAGAGCUGGAGGAAAGCGCGGGCGAUGGUGGUCAGGGAGAGGGGGUGGAGGGCCUGGCGGGGGCCACGGCCGAGCCCGCGCUGCCGGCUCUGGCGGCGCUGGGCGCGGCGGCUGCCUGGCGGUUGGGCGAAUGGCAGCUGUCGCGCAAACUGGCACGCGUUGCUGGGGAGCAGCAGGACCCCGGGCGUGCGUGGGAGGUUGGCAUGGCCCGCCUCCUCACCGUCGCGGCGAGUGGGGGUGGUGCGGGAGGAGGUGGCCGACCGAGCGCACAAGCCCAUUGCAACGCCGCCUUCGCCACCGAGCUGGCGCGCGUCAGGGAGGAAAGCAUGGCGGCGUUCCUGGGUGCCGCGUGCGAGUCGUACGCGCGCGCCUACCCCUGCCUGGCCAACCUGGCCGCGCUGCAGGAGCUGGAGGACCUGGCGGCCUGGCUGCCGGCGUGCCGCACGGCGGGCACACCCCCCCUCCCCGUGGACCUCCCCAACAACCUGGCCCUGGGCUGGACGGCGCGCCUCGCGGCCAGCCAGCCCACGCUGACGGUGCGCGAGCGCCUGCUGUGCCAGGCUGGAGUGGUCGUGAAGCUGGCCCGGGUGAUGGCGGACUCGGGGCAGGGCACGCAGGACGACAUCAUAGGCCUGUUCCAGCGCGGCAUCUCGCUCCAGCCAGGCAAGGAGGACGUCUACUUCCGCUACGCCGUGUUCCUGGACAAGAUGCUGCUGGACGCGCGGGCGCGGCAGCGGGGCGAGACGCGUGCGGCCGCGGGGAAGCACAUGGACCGUCUGCACGGCCGGUCCAAGCUUAAGCUGGGCGAGGACCGGCCCUACCUGGAGAUCCUGCUGGAGGUCCUGCGCAUGUACGGCCGGGGCCUGGUGCUGGGCAGCCGGCACGUCUACCAGGCCCUCCCCCGCCUGCUCACCCUCUGGUUCGAGCACGGCGGCGGCGGCCAGGGAGGCCCAGCGGCGGCCGCCCCCAGCGCCAAGGACCGCGAGUGUGCGGCCGCCGUGGCGGCGCUGAUGCAGGAGCUGGCGCGCAGCGUGCCCCUGCACGUCUGGCUGACCGCGCUGCCGCAGCUCACCUCCCGCAUCUGCCACCCGGAUGCCGAGGUGGCGGGGGUGACGCGCGGCAUCAUCACCCGGGUGACCCAGGUCUACCCCCACCAGGCACUCUGGGCGCUGGCAGCAGUGUCCAAGUCCGGGGUGGCCUCCAGGCGGUCUGCCGCCAAUUCCAUUGUCCAGGCUGCAAAGAAGGCUGUGUCCGGCGACAGCGAGCGCCGCCUCUUCUCGGAGAUGGGAUCUUUCUGCGAGCAGCUGAUUCGACUCUGUUUCCACCAGGCCCGGCAGAAGAUCUCAGCGCGAAAGGAGUUCAGUCACUUAGUGCGCACGUUCCCACUGCACGCCCUCAUGCCGACCAUGGCCGCUCUGACGGUGACGCUGCCGCCAGACGGCAAGCACAUCCCCGGCUGGAGGCCCUUUGCCGAGCCCAUCACCAUCGCCGGGAUGGAGGACGAAAUCGAGGUGCUGCGCUCCCUCCAGGUCCCCAAGAAGGUGUCCUUUUUGGGCUCCGAUGGCCAGUCCUACACCCUGCUGGCCAAGCCCAAGGACGACCUGCGCAAGGACACGCGGCUGAUGGAGGCCGCGGGGGUGCUGAACCGCCUGUUCCUGGAGGACCCUCGCGCGCGGCGGCGCGGCCUGAGCCUGCGUCGCUUCGCCGUGCUCCCCCUGACCGAGGACUGCGGGCUGGUGGAGUGGGUGCCGCACACGGUGGGCCUGAGGCACUGCGUGCAGGACGUGUAUGCGGCGGAGGGCCUCUUCUCCCGCGAGACCACCAACGGCAAGAUCAAGGCCAUCAAGGCAGACCUACUCGAUGGCGUGCUGGCCCUCUUCCCCCCCCGCCUCCACCGCUGGCUGCUGAACAAGUUCCCCGAGCCCUCCGCCUGGCUGGCCGCCCGCCUCGCUUUCACCCGCACCGCCGCUGUCUGGUCCAUGGUGGGGCACCUGGUGGGUCUGGGCGAUCGCCACGGCGAAAACAUCCUGCUGGACCAGGCCUCGGGGGACGUGGUGCACGUUGACUUCUCCUGCCUCUUUGACAAGGGGCUGACCCUGGAGAAGCCGGAGGUCGUGCCCUUCAGGCCAGUCCGAGGAAGAGGGGGGGGGGAGGGGCUGACGCAGAACGUCGUGGACGGGUGUGGCGUUACGGGCGUGGAGGGCGUCUUUGUGGCCGUCUGCGAGCUGACGCUGACGGUGCUGCGGCGGCACCAGGGCACCAUCCUGAGCGUGAUGGACACCUUCGUGCACGACCCCUUGGUGGAGUGGGUGCGUGCGGGGGCCAAGAAGGACGCCGACGCCGGGAACCCGCACGCCCAGGAUGCCCUGGCCACGAUUCAGGGCCGGCUGCAGGGCACGCUGCUGGGUGUGAGCUCCACCCCCUGCCUCCCGCUGUCCUGUCAGGGCCAGGCUCGGCACCUCAUCGAGGAGGCCAGCAACAAGGAGAACCUGGGGCAGAUGUACAUCUGGUGGAUGGCCUGGUUCUGA
This is a messenger RNA of Auxenochlorella protothecoides, 5808 nucleotides long. RefSeq names its product Serine/threonine-protein kinase ATR. Bases 1 to 5808 code for a protein of 1935 amino acids. The transcript is spliced from 23 exons. NCBI's taxonomy places the organism in Eukaryota, Viridiplantae, Chlorophyta, Trebouxiophyceae, Chlorellales, Chlorellaceae. Gene Ontology annotation, cellular component: nucleus. The record is from RefSeq and is a predicted model, not a curated record. Gene Ontology annotation, molecular function: protein binding; protein serine/threonine kinase activity. Gene Ontology annotation, biological process: telomere maintenance; DNA damage checkpoint signaling; protein phosphorylation.